AUGGCUGGCCUUCCUCCCGUCUACAUCGUCUCCGCCGCGAGAACCCCCAUCGGGUCGUUCCUUGGCUCCCUCUCCAGCUUGAGCGCGACUCAGCUGGGCUCUUCCGCCAUCAAGGGUGCCGUUGAGAGAGCCGGCAUCAAGCCCGAGGACGUUGAGGAAGUCUUCUUUGGCAAUGUCCUGUCCGCCAACCUUGGCCAGGGCCCGGCCCGCCAGGCUGCCAUCGGCGCCGGCCUCCCCCAGUCCACCAUCUGCACGACGGUGAACAAGGUGUGCGCCUCGUCUCUCAAGGCAAUCAUCCUCGGCGCGCAGAACAUCAUGCUCGGCACAUCGUCCGUCGUCGUCGCCGCCGGCGCCGAGUCCAUGUCCAACACGCCGCACUACCUGCCCAACCUCCGUACCGGCGCCAAGUACGGCGACCAGACGCUCGUCGACGGCGUCCUCAAGGACGGCCUGACCGAUGCCUACAAGAAGGAGCACAUGGGCCUCCAGGGCGAGCUGUGCGCCGACGACCACGACCUCUCGCGCGAGGCCCAGGACGAGUACGCCAUCAACUCGUACAAGAAGGCCCAGGCCGCCACCGAGGCCGGCCUCUUCAAGGAGAUUGUCCCCGUCGAGGUCAGCGGCGGCCGCGGCAAGCCCCCCGUCAAGGUCGACCGCGACGACGAGGUCAAGAACCUCAACGUCGACAAGCUGAAGGCCAUGCGCCCGGCCUUCAAGUCCGACGGCUCCAUCACGGCCCCCAACGCCGCCCCCAUCAACGACGGCGCCGCCGCCGUCGUCCUCAUGUCCGAGGCCAAGGUCAAGGAGCUCGGCGUCAAGCCCAUCGCCAAGAUCCUCGGCUGGGGCGACGCCGAGCGUGAGCCCGAGCGCUUCACCAUCGCUCCGUCCCUGGCCGUCCCCAAGGCCAUCAAGCACGCCGGCCUCACCGAAAAGGACAUCGACUUUUACGAGAUCAACGAGGCCUUCUCCGUCGUCGCCCUCGCCAACAUCAAGCUGCUGGGCCUCGACGCCGACAAGGUCAACGUCUACGGCGGCUCCGUCGCCAUCGGCCACCCCCUGGGCUGCUCCGGCGCCCGCAUCGUCACCACCCUGACCUCGGUCCUCAAGGAGAAGGGCGCCAAGAUUGGCUGCGCCGGCAUUUGCAACGGCGGCGGCGGCGCCUCCGCGCUGGUCAUCGAGAACCUGCAAUGA
Messenger RNA from Purpureocillium lilacinum, 1191 nucleotides. RefSeq names its product erg10, acetyl-CoA C-acetyltransferase. Gene Ontology annotation, molecular function: acetyl-CoA C-acetyltransferase activity. The record is from RefSeq and is a predicted model, not a curated record. Gene Ontology annotation, biological process: ergosterol biosynthetic process; fatty acid beta-oxidation. NCBI's taxonomy places the organism in Eukaryota, Fungi, Ascomycota, Sordariomycetes, Hypocreales, Ophiocordycipitaceae. Gene Ontology annotation, cellular component: mitochondrion.